This is a messenger RNA of Colletotrichum lupini, 1113 nucleotides long. RefSeq lists its product as uncharacterized. The record is from RefSeq and is a predicted model, not a curated record. Gene Ontology annotation, cellular component: nucleus. NCBI's taxonomy places the organism in Eukaryota, Fungi, Ascomycota, Sordariomycetes, Glomerellales, Glomerellaceae. The transcript is spliced from 7 exons. Gene Ontology annotation, biological process: positive regulation of transcription by RNA polymerase II. Gene Ontology annotation, molecular function: transcription cis-regulatory region binding; DNA-binding transcription factor activity. Bases 1 to 1113 code for a protein of 370 amino acids.
AUGUCUGAGCAUGAUUUGGCUGGCGAGAUAUGGAAGAGCCCUCUGCCGUCGCUCCUAGACAUCAGCGUUGCGAGGCGGGCUGGCCAAAGAGGCCUAGAUGAAGAUAUAGUCGCAAAAGACAGCCAGGAUGACUCUUUCCAAUCCAUCUCAAUUUCCCCGUCGUUGAGUCAACAUGGCGUCGGAAGACCAUUUGAAGACAGGGAAAAAGCGAGGUUAUUCAUGCACUACAUUCAUGAUCUCUCUACAUGGGUAGAUGUGAGCGAUAAACGUCGACAUUUCGGAACAGAAGUGCCCAAAAGAGCAUGCCAUUCACCCUUGCUUGCAUACGCGAUCAUAGCGUUGGCAUCUCGAAGCCUCUGCUCCAUCAAAGGAACCGAUGACUCCAAACCUUCUACCUACUAUAGCCACGCCUUGCAAAUCUUGAUACCGAUCCUGGGUAGCUCUACAGAGGCCCUGAACGAAGAAGUUCUGGCGGCGAUCGUAAUAUUGAGACAAUACGAAGAAAUGACUGAUACCGACUUUGGCGUUCAUUUAUCCGGCAGUUCCAAACUUCUCAACUCCAUGUUCAGCCUCGCGAGUAAAGGUGGACUGGGAGAAGCAGCGAGUUGGAUCGUAUUGCGCCAGGACUAUUGGGUCGCCCUGGUCAAAUCCCAGCCUUUGAGCAUCAACUUGGACAGCUACAAAGGUUCUAGCUCGUUCGUUGUUUCCGAUCCCGAGUGCCUUGCCAACCUGGUGGGAUAUCAACAUUACAGUCUUGCACGCAUGAUCUUGCACAUUUUCAACCCAUAUCUAAGCAAACCGAGUCUUGAUACCUUUAGGCGGAGAAGGGAGUCAGAACAAGCAGUUCUGGAUAACUUCCGUCUCCUUCUAGGUCUCGCGAUCAGCAACCCGCUGGUAGUCAAUGCCAGUUUUACAGCUGCCCAUGCAUUGAGAGCCUGUGGCAUAUAUCUCACGGACCCCAAAGAGCAACGCGAAAGCCUAGAUUUACUCGACAAACUACAUCAACGGACUGGAUGGCGCACGAAAGACUUGGAGGAGCAACUGAACUCUCAGUGGUCACAAGAUAGUUGCAACAGUGCCUUUGGGCAUCUUUUUGCAGAGGCUCGGAAGUGA